This is a messenger RNA of Dipodomys ordii (Ord's kangaroo rat), 4164 nucleotides long. It is a transcript of the gene Pdgfd, whose product is annotated as platelet derived growth factor D. NCBI's taxonomy places the organism in Eukaryota, Metazoa, Chordata, Mammalia, Rodentia, Heteromyidae. The record is from RefSeq and is a predicted model, not a curated record. The transcript is spliced from 9 exons. The coding region runs from base 1 to 1752 and encodes 583 amino acids.
AUGGAGAAAUGGCAUGCAUCUGCCCCAAACAGGAAGGGCCCUGUGCCUCCAGCCGUGGACCUCUGCUUCAAUAGGCAUAGCCACCGAGCAGACUUCUUUCAUAUUGGCAAGGAUUAUGGAAAAAGCAAAGCAAUAGCAGGAAAAUCAGGAACACAACUCCACUUACCGCCACCUCAUCACAUGCUGUCUAUGCACACAGAGCGUAUGGGAGCCGCCCUGCUGCUAUCAGAGGGCAAUCACCUCACAGACUUGUACCGAAGAGAUGAGACCAUCCAGGUGACAGGCAACGGCCAUGUGCAGAGCCCCCGCUUCCCCAGCAGCUACCCCAGGAACCUGCUUCUGACCUGGCGGCUCCACUCCCAGGAGAAAACCAGGAUACAGCUCACUUUUGACCAUCAGUUUGGAUUAGAGGAGGCAGAAAAUGAGAUCUGUAGGUAUGAUUUUGUGGAAGUUGAAGAUGUAUCAGAAACCAGUACAGUUGUUAGAGGCCGGUGGUGUGGACACAAAGAAGUUCCUCCAAGGAUCACAUCAAGGACAAACCAAAUUAAAAUAACAUUCAAGUCAGAUGACUACUUUGUGGCAAAACCUGGAUUCAAGAUUUAUUAUUCUUUUGUGAAAGAUUUCCAACCGGUAGCAGCCUCAGAGAACAACUGGGAAUCAGUCACAAGCCCUAUCUCAGGGGUAUCCUAUAACUCCCCAUCAGUAACGGACCCCAAUCUCACUGCGGAUGCUCUGGACAAAACAGUCGCACAGUUUGAUACUGUGGAAGAUGUGCUCAAGUACUUCAACCCAGAGUCGUGGCAAGAAGAUCUUGAGAACUUAUAUGUGGACCUUCCUCAAUAUCGAGGCAGGCUCUACUACGGCCGGAAGUCAAAAGGUAAGAAAACAGAGGCUCGGUGGUUCUGUGUAAGUAGUGUCAACAGUAAUAAUAAAGAUUGGCAGUAUGAUAUGUUUGAUGCACUCAAAUCAGAUCAUUACUGUCAAUCUGUUACCACAAUAUGUUCCACAGCACUUUCAAAUUCAUCUCUGUAUGGAACCCAGGCUUUGUCAUUUGCAUAUGACAAAAGAAGAUUUGGUCCAAUCUGUCACAGUAUGUGUGGAGAGGUCAGGAAAGCACCUGGACCGGCUCCUUACCUUCUUGGCAAACAAAGCAUUAUUAGCCCCGAUAACAGAGGGAACCAAAGUCAGAGGAUAACUAACUUGUUCAAAGCUGCCUGGCUAGUUAACAGUGGGAGAAAUGAGCAUCUAGGUUCUUGGCCUACAGCCCUUGUGCUUGUGCAGUGUUGGCUGUGCCUCUCGGAUAGACAGUCGGCUGAGUCCAUGACUGCCUAUGCGAAGCUCUAUACAAAAUCAUUCUGCCGAAUGCCAGACACAAGACAGAGCAGCAUGGAUCACUCAGUUGUAAGUUCCCUCUUAACCUAUUUUCAACCAUUGUUCUAUCAAGGUAAAAUAUCUGAGGCCCCUAUAACAAAAGUCAGACGACUAAGAGAAAAGUCUGAAUUUGUUUAUACAUUUUCUGUGGCACAAGAUCUUUCCUUGGGAAAUGAAGUUCAUCCUGAGUGUUUUCUCUGUGGUGGCUUUGAUGAUGGUAGACAGAAAUAUGAGCAGGCAGAAUGUGAGCUCCAGGUUUUGAGGUUUGAGCCUGGCCUUUUCAAGAGGAGGGGCAGAGCUAAGAACAUGGCUCUGGUGGACAUCCAGUUGGAUCACCAUGAACGAUGUGAUUGCAUCUGCAGCUCAAGACCGCCUCGAUAAGAGAACAACAACAUCCUUACAUUAAGCAUGGAAGAAACUUUAGUUUAAAGAGGAUGCAGUAAAGGGACCCCUUUUCCCCCAACAGCCAAACUUGCUAGCUGCCUGCAAUGCAAUGAAAUACAAGUGGUUGCCAAGGCAACCUAGCUUUGUUAGUGCCAUGGCAAGUAGAAAGGUGUAUUAACGUCUGUAUCCAAGAAUAUAGCGUUGCAUUUAAUGAUAGUAUAUGAGGAUAUAUAUGUAUACGCAAUACCGGUAUAUAUCCAUGCCUGCGUGUAAAUAGAUCAAAUGGUUUAUUUAGUAUGUAUGACCAUAUAGUCGAAUUAUUUACAUCCUUGAUAAUUUGCCAAAAUAAGGGAUGUGUUAAGUACACCAAACUAAUCUUAAGGAAAUUCAGAAGGUAAAUUUUCAAACUGCAUUUUUGUUCUUGAUCUCUUAAAGAGAGUAUCUUGCACAUAAGGAAUCAAAAGAUGAGCUUUUCUUAUAUAUAAAUAUAUAUAUAUAUAUGCCUUAAUUAUAAGAAAGGAAAAGCAUGGUUUCUGGGAAAGGGUAAAUAUACAACCAUUUUUCCCGUAAGAUGCACUACAUACCUACCAGCAUGGACCACAAUUGCCUGUCUCUAAAAUGGUGCCACAAUAACAUAAGAGUUUUAAAGUCAUUUUAAGUUUUCUUUUUAUGCAUCCUAAUUCAUUUAAUAUUCAUCUCUAAAAGAAAGGUUCAUUAUUAUGAUCCAUCAAGAAAUGAUAUAUAAGUUGGAACAGAAUUAUGGAUGUUAGUUUUUGCUUUCCAAAAUUUCUCCACAAAAGCAAAUCCUUUCAAGAAUGUCCUGGGGAUUAUGGAUAUAUCUUUUAAACUGAUAUUGAUAGUAAGUUUUGGACAGUAAAAAUAAAACAAAAAAAUAAAGCAUUAAAAUAUCAACAUAACUGGAAAUUAGAUGAGAUAUUUGGUAGAAUCCAUAUUUAAUAAUGGGUUUAAACUCUUCUAAACUGUGCUGGUAAUUUCAUGCAUUUUUGCCUUUGUGUUCCUGUCUCCUCUGUACGUACACAUGGACUUACAAUAGCAUUUUUUGUUGGCAAGCCACAAUGGAUUAUUUAUAGCCUGAAAGCUUCUGUGCAGUAAUAGAACCACCAAAUUUUAUUGAUGUAAAAUCCCUAAUCACAGACUCACUCACCAUUCAGAAUUCCUGUUUCUAAAGCAGGUGAAAUCAGAUCGGGGGGCUCUUUUUCAAAUCUGUGGUGCUUUCAGCUCUCCAAGGUAGAAGCCCAAGCAAGACCCUGGUCUCCUACUAGUAAACUGCUUUGCAUUAAUUAUUGAUAUUUAGAGGAAAUUUUCCUCUCUGGCUCCUUCAUGUCUAUUGUAAAGAGACUGAUUCCUGAAGUAGGAAGUGAUUCAUCAUUCUGUGUAGUAAGAAGCGUAAGGGGAAACACUGAAACCAACAGAGCCAGGGGCUUACUGGGAACUACAUUUUUGCCUUCUUUGUGAGUCCAGGAUUCUACUGACCACAACAUGCUUGUUUGCCUGAUAUAUACACCUGAGCUGGUUAAAUCUUUGAUGUCCAGGUGAACGGCCCCAAAACCACUUAAAUGGCUAGAUUUGAUGUUCUCACUUCCAAAAUUAACUAUACUUGAGUAGCUUGUUUCUUCUUAGCUCUUAGGGAUGAGAGACUUGUGUUUAUUGAUACAGACCUUAUAAAGCUUCUCUAAAAGUGUCUGGUGAUUUUCCUCAGGGCAUGAGUGUUCAAAUUAAAUACUCCAUUGUUUUAAUUCUCUAGAAUCACAGAGCACACUCAGAAAUAGCCCAGGCAGACACUAGUAAUCAGGAACCACUCUUCCCCUUCCUGGCCACUUGUAAGUUUCCUGUGAAAAUAUCAGUUUCCUGAACAUCCUCGUCACUCACUGGUUUGUACAGCUCACAUCACAGCUCUAAAUAUGACAAACUAGUGUUCUACUCAACUUUCAAUAAGCCUUCCAGACUGCAAUAACCAGAAUGGUUCUCAGUUGAAGCCCUCUCUUUACUUUGUAUUUAUUAGCUGAAAUAUAAACAGACAUCCACGCACUUUUGUGUUCCUUUUCUGAGUGUUUUAUUAAAACGUCUCCCUUGGUUAUCAGUUAUCUAUCAUACUUCUAACACGUAGCCAAUAAAUCUGUUUUCGUUACCAUCAAAGGCAUAAAAAAAGCCAUUGUACAAAUUUCAUUUCAAAACAAACCCUAUUAAAUCCACAUUAGUGCACCGCUCAGUCACAUGGAAUAAUGCCUUUAUGCAAUAUCUCCUUACAGGGAAGAACACUUUCAGAAGUGAAGUUUUUAUGGUUUUUUUUUGUCAUAUCAGUAACAUGCAGCCUUUUCCUCUCAUUGCUUUUUCUAUAGCAAAUGUAACAUGUCUCUUAUCUUCAUGAAAAAUAAAUAUUGCUUUUGA